UAUUGUCAGAACCGCACUGCAAACCAGCAAACAUUAAAUUUAACAUGGCACCAGUUGACAGUUCACCGAGAGGAAAUAUGGGUGGAUUUGAACUUGUAUAUUCUGUGAAAACUAAUGAUACAAUACCGGUGCAUGUGUAUAAAUCUACAAAUACCGGAAUUACGGUUUGUAUAGCAGAAGUUGAUGGACCUCUUGUUUAUGGCUAUUUUGGCUUAGCUACUGAGGCACACGACGACGAUGGAUUGCCUCAUACAUUGGAACAUCUUAUUUUCUUGGGAAGCGAGGAUUAUCCUUACAAAGGUAUUUUAGAUUUAUGGGCAAACAGAUGUUUGGCAUCUGGUACUAAUGCAACAACAAUGAUGGAUUUUACCUGUUAUACGAUGUCAACUGCUAGCAGUGAAGGAUUCUUAUCCUUAAUGCCUGUAUAUUUGGAACAUAUUCUUUACCCAACGCUUACGGAUUCAGCUUAUCUUACAGAAAUACAUCAUGUUAAUGGUAAAGGUGAGAAUGCUGGUGUAGUGUACUGUGAAAUGCAAGGCAGAGAAAACAUAGGAGAAUAUUUGGUAUAUCAAGAACUGUCUCGUGCAAUGUUUCCUGGUCAUUGUGGUUAUAAAUCAAUAACUGGAGGAGCAUUAAAAAAUCUCAGAGAAAGUACUAAUAAUGAAAAAGUAAGACAAUAUCAUAAGGACUUCUAUAGGCCUGAAAAUUUGACCCUAGUAAUAAUUGGUCAAAUAAAACAUGUUGAUGUGUUCAAAGCUUUACAACCUCUGGAACAGAAAAUCAUGUUGAAAGGAAAUAGGGGUGUAUUUGAAAAGCCUUGGCAAAGUCCUGUACCACCUCUGCUCAAAAGCAUAGAUUUAGAUGUGCAAUAUCCUUGUGAUGAUGAAGACAAUGGAGUAGUGAAAGUUGCUUGGCGGGGACCGUCUAUUGUUAACGAAAUAUAUGAUUUCGUUGGUUGUAUUUUGCUGUUACACUAUCUUACUGAUACAUCGGUCAGUCCGCUACAACAAGAAUUUCUUGAAACUAGUGAACCAUAUGCUAGCAAUGUCGGUUACUAUCCUUGCGAGUAUUCCGUCAGUGUUCUAUGCCUUCAAUUCGAAAAUGUGCCGAAGCCAAAAAUCUCACAUGUAAAGGCUCAAUUGCAAAAGACGUUAAAUGAUGUGCACGAAAAAGGUAUCGAUAUGAAACGAUUGAAAACGGUCAUUCACAGGCGUAUCCUUCAAACACUAAGCUGCUUGGAAAGUAAUCCUCAAAAUGUAAUAGCUCACAUGCUUUUUAUACAUGUUCUUUACGGCAAUACAAAAGAAGAUUUAGACCAAAGAUUAAACGACAUAAAAGAUCUCAAGAAAUUGGAAAUGGAGCCUGAAUCUUACUGGUUGAACCUUUUGAAAAAAUACUUUCUUGAUUCUCCAUUGAUUGUAGUUAAAGGAAUCCCCAGCUUAAACAAGCAGCUUGAAUUAACCGAGAAAGAGAAAGAACGUGUAGCUAAACAAAUUGAAGAUUUAGGCGAGGAAGGCCUUCAACUGAAAGAAAAAGAACUGGAAGGAGCUAUUGCUAAAAAUAAUAUACCAGUACCUGAUGAAAUAUUAAGUUCAGUACCUAUACCAAGUACUGAUCUGAUCAGUUUCCAUCAUAUCAAAAGUUACACGACAGAAACUACCGAGCAACAUUCUAGAUUCGCCGUAACAGAGCUGCCGUUUUAUACAUACCUGGAUCACGUUACCACAAAUUUUGUGAAUAUUUGCGUUAUCAUGAAUACAUCAUCCGUCGAAAGAAAGUAUAAACCUUACAUUCCUUUGUUACUCGAAGUUAUUAUGGAAUCUCCAGUAAAGCGAAAUGGACAACUGGUUCCAUAUGAAGAAGUGGUAGCUGAAUUGGAAGCAGAUACUGUUGAAACUACGACUGGACUCGGACAUUCAUCUCCCUCAAGAUUUUCGUGCGGACCAUAUAGUUACUGUGCCAUUUUAUGGUUGCAACUGGAGAUAGAGAAAUACGAAAAAGGUGUACAGUGGAUUAAAGAGCUUUUAUAUGAAACCGAACUAACACCUAAUAGAUUAAAAAUAAUAGCCACAAAAAUGGUCAAUGAUGUUGCUCAAUUUAAAAGGAACGGAUUCCAAGUUGUGGGCGAUUUAAUGAGAGGAUUGUUGUAUAACAAAGACAGUAAUCAAUUCACGUCCAGUAUGCUGCGACAACAGAAAUUUCUUAAUAGCAUCUUAGAACGUUUGAAUAAUGAAGAAGGGCAAAGGGAAGUUUUAUCAGAAAUUGAAAUUGUUAGAAAAGUUUUAACAACGCCUAAAAAUAUGACUCUGUACGUGGCGACUAAUGUGGAUAAGUUGACCAUUCAGAUUCCGAAUGUCUACGAUUCAUGGAAUACUCAUUUUUCUGAGUUAACUAUGUCAGAUAAAACCAAACUCGAAGUUAUUCCUGAUUCAGCAUUUAUAAAUCCUCCGGAUGAAAUCCCGUGUAAGGGAUGCGUUACAGGAUUGGGUUGUAUAGAAUCCUCGUUUUUAUCACAAUGUUGUCCGUGCAUAAAUAAUCAUCAAGAUCCAGAUUUAGCACCUUUGCUUGUUUGUUUACAGUACUUAACCCAGAUAGAGGGUCCCAUGUGGAAACUUAUAAGAGGCCAAGGUCUUUCUUACGACUGCAAUAUCUAUGCUAAACCGAGCGAGGGAUUAUUACAUUUGACAUUUUAUAGAUCAACAAAUAUUAUAGCAGCAUACAAAGAAGCAAAAUCAAUUGUAAAUAUGCAUGUUUCCGAAAAUAAAUGGGAGAAAUUACUUUUCGAAUCAGCAAAAUCUUCUCUAAUAUAUGAAAUCAUUGAAAAGGAGCAGAGUGUGUGUGCCUUGGUACAACAGUCAUUAUUGUCUUAUUUCAAAAAUGUUUCACAUAAUUACACUCAGCAAAUGGUGCAACGUAUAUCUACAGUAACGACUGAGGAUAUGGGUCGAAUAGCAUCUAAAUAUUUGACACCGUUAUUCGACCCAAAAGAGUGUAAAACAACAAUCGUUUGUCACCCAUCUAAAGUACAAGAAGUGGCUAGUGCAUUUAAAGAAUUGGGCCAUGAUCUUAAACUGUACAACAGCCUUGAAGAAAAUUACUUAAAUGAUUGGUAGUAUUUCAUGAAAUUAUUAUUACAUAUACACUAUU
This is a messenger RNA of Dufourea novaeangliae, 3147 nucleotides long. RefSeq lists its product as uncharacterized. The transcript is spliced from 14 exons. The coding region runs from base 45 to 3113 and encodes 1022 amino acids. NCBI's taxonomy places the organism in Eukaryota, Metazoa, Arthropoda, Insecta, Hymenoptera, Halictidae. Gene Ontology annotation, molecular function: metal ion binding. The record is from RefSeq and is a predicted model, not a curated record.